Blepharisma stoltei is the source of this 381-nucleotide messenger RNA. The record is from the annotation of a GenBank genome assembly. NCBI's taxonomy places the organism in Eukaryota, Ciliophora, Heterotrichea, Heterotrichida, Blepharismidae.
AUGGGUUUUACUUGAUUUAUUCGUAAAAAACUACCAUGCUUGAGGUUGGCUUCAAAAUAUUUAACUCCAUUAACACCCGAAUCAGGAAAAGAAACAAAAACGAAAAGAAUGGGGAAGAGCAAGAGUUUCAGAGAAAUCAAGCUCUUGAAGAUAUGGGGAUUACCACUGAUGAAAGAGAAAUGGAAAGAAGAAAGAAAUUCUCAAGAAGGAGACCUUAUUAUAAAGAUAUGGGCAUCAGCUUUAUGAAUAAAAGGAAUAGAGUUUACAAUGUGAAGCUCCAAAGACAUUUCAAAGACCAUGCCCGGAGCUGAAAGGAAAUUUGAAAAUAGGAACAGCUUUAUAAUGCUUAUUAUAGCCUUUCAAACGCAAUUUUGCCUAUAA